AUGGGAGGUGACGGUGCUGUUGCGGAUUCCGCAUCGGAAUCGAUGACCGGUGUUGAAGGUGUUAACAUCAACGUUCGAUGCUCCAACGGUUCAAAGUAUUCCGUUCAAGUUUCUCUCGAUUCGACGGUUGGAUCGUUCAAGGAUCUCAUUGCGAGGAGCUGUGAUAUCCCCGCACAGCAACAACGGCUCAUUUACAAGGGGAGGAUAUUGAAGGACGAUCAAACGCUCCAAAGCUACGGUUUGGAGGCAGAUCAUGCUGUCCAUUUGGUUCGUAGCUUUGCACCUGCCAACACGAGUGGUGGGGUUGGGACGAAUAGUAGUGGCACCAAUACCACAGCGACUGAUGCCAGAGGUGCUGGAGCUCCUGAUGUUGGGGGUGCAGGAGGGCUUGGUUUUGGAGCUUCACUGUUCCCUGGUUUAGGUACCAAUGGUACUGGAGGGAAUGGCUUAUUCGGCGAGGGAUUUCCAGAUCUUGAACAAAUGCAGCAACCAUUUAUUUCAAACCCCAAUUUAAUGAGAGAAUUAAUGAACACACCUGCUAUGCAGAAUCUAGUAAGUAAUCCUGAGAUAGUGCGGAAUCUUAUAAUGAACAACCCACAGAUGCAAGAGCUCAUGGAUCGGAACCCUGAGCUAGCUCACAUACUUAAUGAUCCCAGCACUCUCCGCCAGACCCUUGAAGCUACAAGGAAUCCUGAGAUCAUGCGUGAAAUGAUGAGAAAUACUGACAGGGCUAUGAGUAACAUUGAAUCAUCUCCUGAGGGAUUCAAUAUGCUAAGGCGCAUGUAUGAAAACGUUCAAGAACCAUUUUUAAAUGCCACUACAAUGGCGGGUAAUGCAGCAACUCGAGGUGGCCUAGCAAGAGACCAAUCAACUAAUCCCUCAACCACUAGUUCUGAAACAACUGCUGGCUCUACCAUACCCAAUGCUAACCCACUUCCUAAUCCUUGGUCCUCUACCGGAACUGGAGCUCCUCAAAAUAACACCAGAAGAUCAACUACUGGCGUGGAUGCUAGGCAGCAAGCACCUACUGGCUUAGGAGGGCUUGGCUUACCUGGCCUCGAGGGCAUGCUGGGUGGCAGUGGUAUGCCAGAUCCUGCUUUAUUAACCCAAUUAAUGCAAAAUCCAGCUAUCUCACAAAUGAUGCAAAGUAUGCUCUCCAACCCACAAACUUUGAGUCAGAUUCUUGGUGCUGCUAAUACUGAACAACGUGGAGGCAUGCCUGAUAUGAAUUCUCUUAGAGAUGUGAUGCGAAAUCCAGAGUUCCUUCGUUUGUUUUCAUCACCCGAGACAUUGCAGCAACUCAUGUCUUUCCAGCAAGCCCUUCUGUCUCAGCAAGGUCAGCAACAAUCAACAAGGGAAUCAGGUCAAACUGGUGGAGGGACUGGACCUUUUAACAACAUGGGGCUGGAGAUGUUAUCCAGCAUGUUUGGUGGACUUGGAGCUGGUAGCCUAUCUGUUCCAAAUAGAUCAAAUGAGCCGCCAGAGCAAUUGUAUGCCACCCAGCUUACACAACUUCAAGAGAUGGGGUUCUACGACACACAAGAGAACAUUAGGGCUCUCGUUGCCACUUCAGGGAAUGUUCAUGCAGCCGUUGAACACCUUUUGGGGAGUUCUGGUCGGUAG
Molecule: messenger RNA, 1623 nt
Organism: Vicia faba (fava bean)
Lineage: Eukaryota; Viridiplantae; Streptophyta; Magnoliopsida; Fabales; Fabaceae
Source: the annotation of a GenBank genome assembly